CAGAAAGCGCGAAAAAUCAGCCGGAAGAACAGAGGAAAUGAAAGUAAAUACUGCUGAUGGAGUGUGUUAGUUUGAAUUAAAAAUCGCUUAAUAUACGAUAUACAUUUCCUUUCGGAAUGAGGAGUCGCAGCACCAGUCUACGUCAGAUAUCCGUCACCUCUGAGCCUCAACGUACGUUCUUUCUCAAGCUUGAGUGGGCUGAAGAUCUCGGAUCUGGCUUUGUCAUUCUUUUGUCUGAUGUUGUUUCUGCAUGGAGUGGUGAAGUUUCAGAGGAGGAUGUGUCCCGGGAAGCCCAGGAGAUAGAGAUGGAAAGGGACCUGUAUGUUCGUUACCUGCACCUGGCUCUCACCGGAGAGGGACCGGUAGCGGAGGGGGAGUACAUCUUCCACCUGGCACCUGAGAGACCCGGCAGCCCCCUGCUGCAGCUGUCUUAUGAGAAGGUGCAGAGCGACAUCUCGUUCAGGCUCGGUGUGGUGGAGCUGCAGGCUGUGCCAGAGCCCACUGAAGUCAUAAGGGAGCUCAUUAGUCAUGGCCUGGAGCUGAGCACACGUCUACAGGCCAAAAAUCAGCACCUGCUUGAGGAGAACCAGAAACUGAAGCGAGAGCAGGAGCACAUCACCACUGAGAUGGAAAGGUACGUCCAGGGAAAGGAGACCCUCGAAAGGGACCUCUACAGUCGCUUUGUGCUGGUUCUAAAUGAGAAGAAGGCCAAAAUUCGAGCUCUGCAGGAGAGAGUCAAAGAACUCCAGGACUCUAUAGAUAAGGAUAAACUGAGGAAGAAAGCAGGAAGUGAAGACAAAGAGGUGAGUGAAGCUGCAGCAGAUAAAAGCCCAGGGGAAGAGACCGAUUAUGGAGGUAGCACAGAAGAUGAACAGGAGGAAGAUUCCAUACGCCCCGACCCAAAACCUCUUCUACAAGAGAUGCCAGAAAAAAGCCCGAUGGAUGACAGUCUGAAUGACAUCACAGAUGUGGCCCCCUGCCGCAAACGUCGCCAUCGCCAUCUGCAACAGCUAGAGACUCAAGCCAAACAGGCGGCACUGGACCAGCGACAGAGAACCAGAGAGAAGCCGACGGAUGAGGCCAAAGCAGAGACGAGCAAAACUCCAAAUGUCCAACUGAAACCAACAACCAGUGUGACAAACCCUGAUCCAGAUGACCUUUUUGAUGAUAUAUGACCUCAAAGGAGCACCAUUUGUGAAAACAUGACUCGAAUACUGUUUGUAAGCUCUAGGAGUAAAAAAAAUGAUACUAAAAAUUAAAAAGUUUAUUUACAAUAAAUAUGAAUUAAAUUAAAAACUACUUUUUUAACAACAAAAAAGGGGGGAAGCAAGAGGCAUGUCUAAAUAGAUCAAUUUUUAACUCUGUAAGUGUGAAUAAAUGUAAUAAAUUUGAGUAAAGAGGUCUUUUUCUAAUUUCCAAAGAAAUGAUCUUGAUUUCUGAAUGGAUUUGCAUUAUAUAAUUAUCGCAAAUACUGAGGGUUAAGGGAUUUAAUUAAACCACACUAAGAAAAUAUUAUGUGUGUUACAUUUAUAUAGUGCUUUUUCAGGCACUAUACUCAAAGCACUUAACACAGUGAACUCUCCUCAACCAGUGUGCCACAUCCACAGUGCACCAGUACACUCACCAGCUAUUGGUGGAGAGGAAAGAGUAGAGUUUUAGAGCCAAUUAAUGGAUGGGGAUUAUUAGGAGGCCAUGAUUGAGAAGGGCCAAUGGGGGGAAUUUGGCCAGAACACCAGGGUUACAACCCUACUCUUUACAAGAAGUGUCCUGGGAUUUUUAAUGACCACAGAGAGUCAGGACCUUGGUUUAAGGUUUCAUUUGAAGGACAGUGCCUUUUUACAGUAUAGUGUCCCCAUCACUAUACUAGGGCAUUGGGACCCAUAUAGACUGCAGGGUGAGAACCCCCUGCUGGCCUCCCCAAUACCACUUCCAGCAGCAAUCAUAGUUUUUCCCCAGGCGGUCUCCCAUCCAGGUACUGGCCAGGCUCAACCCUGCUUAGCUUUAGUGGGCAACCAGUCUUGAUCUACAGGGUGGGUGAGAGAGAGUGAGUGAGAGUGAGUAUUAAUGUGCAAAAAUUCAGCACUGUACUUAAAAAUCAUGAUUGCAACAGAAAAAGAAUGUAAUAAUGCUAUGCUAAAAAACUGACAAUUGGUAACCAUGUACAGUGAAAAAUUACGUUUUAUUUCACAUGACAGUGCAUGUCAUUUUGCAGUUAAAUAUUGUAAAAAAAAAAAAAUAUAUAUAUAUAUAUAUGAUUUACAUUAAAGUUAAUAGUGAAAAUUUUUAUUUUACAAGGCAAUACAUGUGAUUUUACAGUAAACUAUUGUAAAAAUUACAAUGCAAAAUAAAAUUUGGGAUUCCCAGAAGUCCCUGUAUGACCCAUCACAUUUUAUUAUAUUUUAGAACCGGUAUGUUUCUUCAUAUUUUAGGUACCUUUUUAUACUUUGCGUGUUUUAUGUUAGCCUACAUUUUAUGUUGAUUAGUUAAUGUUUAUCAUUUUAUUGUUACCUGUGUUACUAUAUGAUAGUGUUUGUGUGCCCAUUGCUCCUGAAACGGCCACCCUUGAUGAAACUGAAGUCAUCGUGUGGCAUUUUUCUGUGUUGCUAUGGUGGUUAACAGUAAAAUACACAGGCACCAAACUGACAUUGUGAAAAAUGAAUACUGUUUUUAUUUAUUUGUUGUUUUUGUUUUUUUUUCCCAUGAAUUUCUGACACAGCA
This is a messenger RNA of Myxocyprinus asiaticus (Chinese sucker), 2718 nucleotides long. RefSeq names its product X-ray repair complementing defective repair in Chinese hamster cells 4 (gene xrcc4). Gene Ontology annotation, biological process: double-strand break repair via nonhomologous end joining; positive regulation of ligase activity; immunoglobulin V(D)J recombination. The transcript is spliced from 8 exons. Gene Ontology annotation, molecular function: DNA binding. The record is from RefSeq and is a predicted model, not a curated record. Lineage: Eukaryota; Metazoa; Chordata; Actinopteri; Cypriniformes; Catostomidae. Gene Ontology annotation, cellular component: DNA-dependent protein kinase-DNA ligase 4 complex; DNA ligase IV complex; nucleus. The coding region runs from base 117 to 1175 and encodes 352 amino acids.